GCGAUGGUUGAGCUGGGAUAUCCGGAGAGGAAGGAUUCGUUACUUUUUGCUUAGAAGUAUUCGCGAAUCACCCGGCUAUUCCUGUGACUGGUAUAGCCUAUUUGCACGAGAAAUGCAUGACAAAAGCAAACAACAGCAUACUUCCACCACAUCCAGGGGCUCGUCGUUUUUUAUCGAGAAUUUACUUGGCUCUUGUAGGACAGAAAAGUCCGUCCGUCCUUUAAAGGAUAGCGAUGGCGUGGAGCGAGAGAUGGUUCUUAAAGGCGGCACUAAAAUGCAUCGCAAGGAAAUGUGCAGUCAAGCAUCCAGCACAGGCUUCAACACAGACAUGUGUCGGAGCACGCAGUCACCCCUGGAGUGGUAUGAACGGGAAACCUCAGAGAGUCCAAAAGAAGAAACCCGCCAUUCCAGUGAACACUGCCGCAGCGACAGGAACAGCCCCGUGGCCUCUGAGCUUCUUGAUGGGGCAGUGGAGCGAAAAACGAGCGAGUGUGUGGGUGAUGAGGGUGAGGACGCUCGACAGCUUUUCGAGGAGCGCUCUGGUCCCGACACUACGGAGCCAGGCUCGGCCCGGAAGAAAAAGACCCGAACUGUGUUCAGUAGAAGCCAAGUCUUCCAGCUAGAAUCCACUUUCGACAUGAAGAGAUACCUCAGCAGCUCCGAGCGCGCCGGCCUCGCGGCCUCCCUGCACCUGACUGAGACACAGGUGAAAAUCUGGUUCCAGAACCGCAGAAACAAAUGGAAAAGACAACUGGCCGCGGAUUUAGAGGCUGUUAAUUUUAACCACAGCUCCCAACGGAUUGUACGGGUGCCCAUCUUGUACCAUGAUAAAACGACACCCAUGUCGACUCUCAGUUUUAACGUGUCUCAAGUCUCGCCACCAAUCAUGGGCUUCUCAAAUUCAGUGAACUAUCCGUUAUCAUCUUUUGCUCACUCAGUGAAUUUAAUGACAUCGCAAAUGACAGGCCUUGUCUGAUUGUCUCACGCUGACAAGUGGUCCAAUGACAGUUAUAAUGAAGGUGCAAUAAUUCAUACAGCCUACAUAUCCUGCUGGAAACUGCAGUACUGUCUCCUGCAUCCAAAGAAAAGAAAACACCUAUCACAAGAUCACAAGAGAAAUGACAAGUUUGUGUUAAUUGUCACUGUUACCUGUCUAUAAUAGGCCUAUAUAUAGUCUUCUGUGCAUGGGGGCCCUCACCUGUAUGUAAAUAUAAGGGCAACACUUGCUUUGUGCAAAUAUAUUUUUAUU
Messenger RNA from Onychostoma macrolepis, 1249 nucleotides. It is a transcript of the gene hmx1, whose product is annotated as H6 family homeobox 1. Gene Ontology annotation, cellular component: nucleus. The coding region runs from base 113 to 976 and encodes 287 amino acids. Gene Ontology annotation, biological process: regulation of transcription by RNA polymerase II; negative regulation of DNA-templated transcription. The transcript is spliced from 2 exons. Lineage: Eukaryota; Metazoa; Chordata; Actinopteri; Cypriniformes; Cyprinidae. Gene Ontology annotation, molecular function: DNA-binding transcription factor activity, RNA polymerase II-specific; RNA polymerase II transcription regulatory region sequence-specific DNA binding. The record is from RefSeq and is a predicted model, not a curated record.